Molecule: messenger RNA, 1867 nt
Organism: Impatiens glandulifera
Lineage: Eukaryota; Viridiplantae; Streptophyta; Magnoliopsida; Ericales; Balsaminaceae
Product: actin-histidine N-methyltransferase
Exons: 16
Biological process (GO): peptidyl-lysine monomethylation
Molecular function (GO): protein-lysine N-methyltransferase activity
Source: RefSeq, a predicted model, not a curated record
AAAUCACUUAAUCCCUCUUGUGUAGAACGGUAGAACCUCCCUCUUGAACUCUGGUUUGCGUUUGCGUUUGCGUUUUAUCAUCAUCCUUCAAAGAAAUGGCAAACGAUGAAGAAUCCAAGCUCCAACGAUUCCUUCAAUGGUUACAGUUCAACGGCGCCGAACUACGUGGCUGCGAGAUCAAAUACUGCGAUUCAACCAAAGGUUUCGGCGUCAUCUCUGAAAACAACGUCUCCGACGGGAUUCUCCUAGUGGUUCCACUUGAUUUAUCUAUAACACCAACUAGAGUCCUGCAAGAUCCUAUACUCGGACCUGAUUGUAGAUCAAUGUUUGAGAAUGGCGAAAUAGAUGAUAGGUUAUUGAUCAUGUUGUUUUUAACAGUUGAACGGAUUAGAGAGAAUUCUGUUUGGAAACCGUAUCUUGAUGUACUUCCAACUAGUUUUGGAACUCCACUUUGGUUUAAUGAUGAUGAACUGAUAGAGCUUAAAGGAACAGCACUUCAUCGAGCAACCGAGCUUCAGAGGAAAAGCUUGCGCGCUUUGUUUGAUGAUAAAGUGAAGAAUUUGGUGGAAAAGAUUUUGGGUCGUGAUGGAGAUUCUAAAAGAAGUGUUUGCUUUGAUGACUUUCUCUGGGCGAAUUCCAUAUUCUGGUCUCGUGCUUUAAGUAUUCCCCUUCCGCGUUCAUAUGCAUUUCCACAAGUGGUUGAGGAUCAAAGUUCUGACAUCCCUAGUGGUGGUAAUAUAAACGCCGAAUCAUCACCUACCAGUAACCAUGAAGAGAGUAUGUCAUGAACUACUGUUGCGGAUGUGAUACAAGAUGAGACUACUUGUGUUGAGGGUCUUGUACCCGGAAUUGAUUUUUGCAACCAUGAUUUAAAGGCUGCAGCAACAUGGGAAGUUGACAACUCUGGCUCAGCAACAGGAGUUAGAAACUCAAUGUAUCUUCUUUCUGCUAGACAGAAUGGCAUGCAAGAUAAGGAAGAAAUAUCUAUUAGCUAUGGUAACAAAGGGAAUGAGGAGCUUCUUUACUUGUACGGAUUUGUAAUUGAUGAGAACCCAGAUGAUUAUCUCAUGGUUCAUUACCCAGCUGACGCAAUUCAAAAAGUUGCAUUUGCCGAAUCCAAAACACAACUUCUUGAAGCACAGAAGGGCGACCUAAAAUGCCUUUUGCCUAGAAGUUUACUUGAGCAAGGCUUCUUUCCCUCGAGCGAUCCAGAGAAAGGUGGAAAGAAGUUGAUUGAACAGAAAUCUAGCAAUUAUAGUUGGAGUGGGCAGCGGAAGAUACCAUCUUAUCUGAAUAAACUUGUUUUUCCCGACGAUUUCCUAACUUCCUUGAGGACCAUCGUCAUGCAGGAAGACGAGCUUUACCAGGUUUCGUCAAUGUUACAUGAGCUUGUUGGCUCUGAUGAGGAGAGACAACCGUCGGACAUUGAUGUUCGAGCCGCAAUAUGGGAAGUAUGUGGGGAUUCCGGAGCUUUUCAAUUACUCGUGGAUCUCCUCAAUAUGAAGAUGAUGGAUUUGGAAGAAGGUUCUGGAACAGAAGAUCAUGACUGUGAACUCCUACUUGAGAAUGAGAAUGAGAUUUCAACUAGCAUAGAUUUCUUCUAAACGAUUAUGAUGAAUAGAAACAGGCGAUCGAGUAUUGCUUAUAGACGUGGUCAGAAGGAGCUUGCCCGACGUUUCUUGAAGGAAGCAGAACAUGCCUUGCAGUUAGCGUUAACCGAGGCAUAAAGAUGUGGAAUUCAUGUGUGUUUUUUUAUCUUGCGAAUCAUGAGAUCCAAUCGGAAGAUGAGAAUUGAAAGAACAACAGUUUUCGAUUCUUUUCAUAAUUCACAGAGCAAGAAAAGAAGAUAAGUUAUUUUGAACUUUGA